UCCAUAAUCCCAGGCAAACUCCUCCACAAUUUGACCCACAUUUCAUUUUCCCCCUUCUUUUCUCUCCUCCCUAAUUCCAUUUUCCAUUUUCCUUUUCUUUUUCUUUGAUAGGGUUCAGUGUUGCAGUAAAAAUAACAAGAAAAAAAUAGAAAUGGAGGAUUAUAAUCUAUCUAAAUUCACUGUAAUCAGUGAUCCUCAAUCACUCAACGAUAAAAUUUCCGCCAUUCGCAAUGCUGGCCUUUCUAAACUCCAGGUUAUUGCAGAUUUUGAUGCAACAUUGACGAGGUACCGGAUCAAUGGGCAGCGUGGACAAAGCAGUCAUGGGCUUUUGCAGCAAGGAAAUCCUGAGUAUGAUGCUAAGAGACGAGCGUUAUAUGAAUACUAUCAUCCAUUAGAGUUCUCUCCGACAAUUCCACUUGAAGAGAAAACCAAGCUCAUGGAAGAAUGGUGGGGGAAAACGCAUGGUCUUCUCAUUGAAGGAGGCCUGACAUAUGAUGCAAUAAACAACUCUGUUGCUAACUCUAAUAUUGCCUUUAGGGAUGGUGUCGUUGAACUCUUUGAGUUUUUGGAGGAGAAAGAUGUCCCGGUUCUCAUAUUUUCAGCAGGGCUUGCAGAUAUUAUAGAGGAGGUCCUGAGGCAGAAAAUUCAUAGAUCUUUUAAGAACAUUAAGAUUGUCUCAAACCGGAUGGUGUUUGACGACUGUGGCCGCCUUGUAUCUUUCAAAGGGAAGUUAAUUCACAGUCUGAAUAAAAAUGAGCAUGCUCUUGAUAUGGCUGCACCUCUUCAUGAUCAAUUGGGUAACAUUGAUGGGCCAGUCUCUGACAAUGCCUCAGUGAAGCAGAGGACUAAUGUGCUACUUUUAGGUGAUCACAUUGGUGAUUUGGGAAUGUCUGAUGGCUUGAAUUAUGAGAAUCGAAUAUCUGUGGGGUUUCUGAAUGACAACAUUGAGAAGAAUCUUGAGAACUACUGCAAUGCCUUUGAUAUUGUUUACUUGAAUGACACACCCAUGUGGGGAGUGGUGAAGCUUGCAACUCAGCUGUGUUCAAUGGAAGUUGAUUGAUUGCCAAUGGAUAUGCUAUUAUUUGGCUCAAUUCUUGAUUGAAGAUUUUGAUGCGACUCAUUCCCAAAAAUGCAUACAUUUGUUCAUCCAAAAUUGACUCCCAAAAGGACUUUCUCAUGACAUUUGUUCCUUAUUUUCAGCCUUGGCUUUGCCAAUAUGGCCUAGCUCAAGACGCUUACUAAAACAAUUUGAUUAAUUUGUUGUUGAUUAGUAUUUUUCCCAUAACUUUUGCAUUUACUUCAUGAAACAUAGUGUUAUGCGAGUUUUGACCUCUGCCUCGGGAUUUGGUUAUAGUUGCUAUCUUUAAUCAAACUGUAGAUUGGUGAUAAGAGAAUUUUAUGUAAAACUAACAAAUACAACUUUAUUAAUUUUUUACUAUCUUAUAUUAGAUGUUAGCUUUUAAUA
Molecule: messenger RNA, 1465 nt
Organism: Durio zibethinus
Lineage: Eukaryota; Viridiplantae; Streptophyta; Magnoliopsida; Malvales; Malvaceae
Source: RefSeq, a predicted model, not a curated record